Messenger RNA from Chenopodium quinoa (quinoa), 1413 nucleotides. RefSeq lists its product as uncharacterized. The record is from RefSeq and is a predicted model, not a curated record. The coding region runs from base 129 to 1016 and encodes 295 amino acids. Lineage: Eukaryota; Viridiplantae; Streptophyta; Magnoliopsida; Caryophyllales; Amaranthaceae. The transcript has 6 exons.
UUACAUACAGGGUGACAUUAUUUUUUGGAAAUUUGGGAGAUUUUUCUAUAAAUAAAAGCCCGAAGACCUCGAGAGUUUGUAAUAACAAGAGAAAGACGGCAACUUUCCUACCUUAACCUUACCCAAAAAUGGCAUUUCUUCUCUCAGUAGCAAGAAACCUCCGUUUGAAACUCAAUACUAAACCAAAUUACCCAUUUAAAGUAAGCUCAUUUCCCUCUUUUCUAAGCUCAGAUUUAAGGAAAACCAGUCAAAUUUUCAAAAAUGGCAACUUUUUUGAACAGAAACGAGGCUUUAAAGUGGUGGUAGGAGAGAGAAAUGAUGAAAGUGGAGAAGAACAAGAACAAGUAGUUGAAGUUGUACCUCUUGAAAAAUGGUUCUGGAAAUUUAAGGAAGAUUAUCUUGAUAAUUCAAAGUAUGAGAAUGCUAUGGAUGGUUUCAUGAGGAAUGCGAUGAGACUCACUGCUGAUCAACGAACUCAUGAAUUUGCUGCUCUUGAUUCUCUUCUAGGAAAGAAUCUUACUUGGCUUCAGCUUGUCUUGGUAGAUGAUAAGAGAUCCAUCCAGGGGAAUCUAUAUAGUGUUGCUGCUAGAGUGUUCCCAAAUAGCCUAUAUGUUGCUGAAAAUUCGAGACAACUGUUCAGAGAGGCUGCUCCGUAUUUCCUGCAUGAUACAGAACAAUGGGUCUUCUCUCGCUCUUUUGUUCUCAAGGAGUACAACGGUACAAUCCAUGAAGAAGCACUGGAGUUUCCUGGUUAUGAUCCUUUGGGUGGUUUGGAUAAACUUCAUGUUGACAUGCCAUAUGACAUUCGUUGUACCGAGGUCUUCAUGUUUAUUGCUGGAGAUUAUGCUGUAGAAGAAAGGGGCUUGAGCAGUCACGAGGCAGUUCAAAGACUUCUAUACGAGCUCAAUACUGCAGAGGGCAUACGUAAAAUACAUGGAUUCUAUUUGGUGUCUGGGAGUGCCAAAGUGAGCCCCGAGAAGUUGGCUGUACUAAAAAACAUGCAUAUCAGCAUAUGACUUCAUGAGAAGCGGUGUAAUUGGUUUCUAGUAACAAAUUUAUUUGCGCAUUGCUCCUUUUUUGUAAUGAAAAUUGGUGAACACUAUGUGAAGAAUUUGUUGGUUGACUAGGUGGUGGAAAUGUGCUAUGUGCACUUGUGCAGGGAUGGAACUCUUUCCUCUGGUGAUAUUCGACUGUUGUACAUGUCGGCUGCUUGACAUUUUUCUAUUUUUCCGGUCAUUUACUCUUCUCUACUCUAUGGUUUGUAAUCAAAUUCUGAUGAUGCUACAUGAACUACUUUCCCUGCAUAUUCUCCAUAGUAGAGCAUUGUUCAUAAAAUGAUGUACCUAUAAUGAGCAAAGGGGGGACUUUCGUGCUGAUACGAUUAAUCAGAUAGACUUUCGUGCUGAUACGAUU